Molecule: messenger RNA, 3129 nt
Organism: Naegleria lovaniensis
Lineage: Eukaryota; Heterolobosea; Eutetramitea; Acrasida; Naegleriidae
Exons: 7
Coding region: 1-3129 (1042 amino acids)
Biological process (GO): negative regulation of transcription by RNA polymerase II
Cellular component (GO): chromatin; histone deacetylase complex
Molecular function (GO): transcription corepressor activity
Source: RefSeq, a predicted model, not a curated record
AUGAAAAGAGUUCGCGAGACAUCAAACGCGGCUUCUUCCUCUGCUGACGCUCAAACAACAGGAGAGCAACCCAAGACGAAACAAGCAAAGACUACGACUCCUACUCUACAGCAACAACAGCCAACAACCGCACAAGCACAACAACAACAACAAAGUUCAACAUCAGUACAAGAUGCGCUUGCUUAUUUGGAUCUGGUGAAGAAAACAUAUGCUAGCGAGCCUCAUGUUUAUUCUAGAUUCUUGGAAAUUAUGAAGGAGUUCAAAAAUCAUGUAAUUGAUACACCAGGCGUUAUUCAGAAAGUAUCAGAAUUAUUCAAGAAUCAUUCACAUCUCAUUCUAGGAUUUAAUUCUUUCCUUCCACCUGGAUACAAGAUUGUGCUGGAAAACAAUGACCAAAGCAUGAAUGCAGCAGAGACUCAGCAGACAUCGCCAACACCUUCCAAUGCUUCACAAAGUAUUAUCCAAGGCAAAAAGAAAAAGAGAUCUACAUCGCCACCUCCCACUGCUGUGGGAGCUCCUCCACCCAAAUCUAAUGACAGAAGCAUUGAUUUUGAUCAAGCCAUUUCCUAUGUUACCAAAAUCAAGAAGAGAUUUGCUGACAGCCCACAAACAUACAAAGCAUUUUUGGACAUUUUGCACAACUACCAGAAGGAACAAACAACCAUCAAGAAGGUGUAUGAACAAGUUUCCGAGUUAUUCAAGGAUCAUCAAGAUUUGUUGGGUGAAUUUGCUCAAUUCCUUCCAAUGCCAGAUCAGUCAAAGAAGGCAAGAAAAGCUGCAAAGAAGGGUACACCACCACAAGCAAUAUCCGGUCCAGCCGCAAUAUCAGAUGAGAAGAAGCGAAGAACAGCUAGAACCACAUCCAAACCUAAGCAACAUGAGGACUUUGAGUAUGAAGAACCUCCACGCUUUUUUGUACAACUACGGGAAAGAUUGGGUGAUUAUGAAUACAACCAAAUACUGAAGUGUAUCAACAUGUACACUUCCGACAUUAUUGACAGAAGUUCCUUGCUUGACAUGAUUAGUGAGAGUGAAGCUCUCAGAAAGAAUGCAGAUUUGUUUAAAAAGUUGAAGAAACUAAUUUCUACAAAUUCAAUAGAUGAGAGCUUGCUUAAGAGAGAAAAGGUUGUUCCUACCGAUAGCAAAUCAUCCAUUUAUGGACCAAGUUACCGAGUUUUAAAUAAGACUUAUCCUGAACCAAUAUGCUCCGAGAGAACUGAAUUAUGCAAUCAGGUAUUGAAUGAUGAGUUUGUAUCAGUUCCUGCAGGUAGCGAGGAAAGUAGGGAUAUUCAAAAGAAGAGUCAAUUCGAUGAAAUUAUUUUCCAAUGUGAAGAUGAUAGAACCGAGCUUGAUAUUGUAAUUGAACAAAAUGAAUCAACAAUCAAAUUCUUGGCUUAUUACGCUGAGAAAAUCAAAAACAACGAAGAACUUGCCUUUAACUAUGAAGACAUGAAGGACAUUCAUAGAGCAAGUAUUAACAGAAUCUAUGCAGAGAAAGGUUCCGAAGUGCUUGAAGGACUUCGAAGAAAUCCAGCUGUAGCGAUUCCUCUUGUUUACAGAAGAUUAAAACAAAAAGAUGAGGAAUGGAAAAAGGCAAGAAAGGAACUGAAUAGAUUCUGGAACGAUAUUUACCAAAAGAAUUUCCAAAAGGCCAUGGAAAGCCAAUACAACGUCUUCAAACAAAACGAAAAGAAGAAGCUCAAACCCAAAGAGAUACUCAGAGAAGUCAAAGAAAGACAUGAGUAUUGCCGACCAAUGAUAUUUGAAUUCCCAGAUAGAAAAAUUCAUGACGAUAUUUAUUAUUUGCUUAUCAAUUUAACGAAUGAUUUGACUCCAGAGGAGGUCAGAGAUAUUAACAUGUUAUGGAAGGACUUCCUUAUCCCAUUCCUAGACUUGCAAUCAACCGACUAUGCCAAAUCGGAAAAGUAUGAUGCUGUAUUGAAAGAAGUGCCUGAGGGAGAACAGCCAAACUCGACACCCACUUGCUAUUUUGUGGAUUUAUUCGAGCAAGACAUUCCAUCAGGAGAUGGCACCAGUGCUGAAUUUCCACCAAUUGUCGAACAACAAAUUAGCAAGCAUGAUAACAGAUAUAGAAACAAUGUAUUCUAUGGCAAUUCAUUCUUCAUGAUAUUCUUCCGCUAUUAUUGCGCUCUUUACGAAAAGCUUUACAGAGCAAAGCUGGCCAGCAAGAGAACAGCUCGAAUGAGACAAAAGACGGUUGAUACGGCUACAAUCCUCAAAGAACACGAUACUCUCCUCGAAAAGAGCAGCUUCAACAAUGAAAAGAAGGAAAAGGAGAAGGAGAAGGUAAUUGAAGAAAUGGCCUCCAAGACCAAUGGCGGUGAUCACAUGGAAAUUGACUCGGACGUUAACAAGGUUGCAGACGACAUUUAUUCACAAUUCUUGAUAGUCAUGAUCAAAUUCUUGAAUGGCCUGGGAACAUCUCAAUCCUAUGAUGACGAUUGCAGAAAACUUCUCGAUCAUGAUUCAUAUGCCGUCUUUACAUUUGAUAGAGUUUUUGUCGAGUUCCAAAAGCACGUUUACUCCAUGAUGACCGACCAUAGAGAUUCUUGCUGUGAAUUUUUACAAUUAUUCAAGUACGAAAUGCAAAGAGUGAAUAGGUUCCUUGACAACUCGUACCGUUUGAAUGCUCAAAAACUAGUUGGUGAUGAAGUGUGUUAUGUAUUAGAAUACAGCAAGAGAAGUCAAAAAUCGAGAAUUGAUGAAAUUGACCCUCCUGAAGUUGACCUAGAAAAGAUGGAAGCAGAAGAAAAGGCUCUGUGCUACGUACAAGAAUUCUUGUUGUCUUCUCCUCCACCGGAAUUGGCACACAAGAAUAAGAUCUUCCUUCAGAGAAACAAGAAAGCUAGUGUCGAUCCACAAAGCAUCAUUGUUAGAAACAGACUAGAAUGUAAAAUAUGUAUAGCCACUUUCAAACUCUAUUUUGUGGAAGACACUGAGGAUUUCUUGUUCCGUAAGAGUAAGAAAGAGUCGAAACAGUCCAAACAAAACAGGGCAGAAAGGUGGAACAAAAUUUGUGACCAACUUUUUGACAAUUUACCAAAAUCAUAUGGAAACUCAACACCAGAACAACAACCCUCAACAGCAAUGGAAACCUCUAAUGAUUAA